Molecule: messenger RNA, 1244 nt
Organism: Glycine soja
Lineage: Eukaryota; Viridiplantae; Streptophyta; Magnoliopsida; Fabales; Fabaceae
Exons: 1
Coding region: 43-594 (183 amino acids)
Source: RefSeq, a predicted model, not a curated record
CAACAAUAGUGAACAACCAAACAACACAUCAACAGAGAAGCCAUGAAAACUCUGAUUUGUGCACCAAACGCAGCCUUCAAUCUCUCAAAACUUUCUCCAUGGAAACCAAACUUCCAAGCUUAUCAUCAUCACCCUACACACAAACUCAACUACCCCUUCACCACAUUAAAGCCACGUGCUAGUGCCAAAGGCUUUUCUUCCACGGGGCCUCCAACUGUUGCAAGUGAUAAUGCCAAUACUACUAAGAAGCCCAUGAGAAGAAAAAACAAUGAUGAUGAUGAUGAUGAGCUUCCCCAGGAAGUUAUGUACAGGCUAAUAGGUAGGAUCUUGUUCUCUGUUGGGGUGCCAAUGGGGUUGGGUUUGGCCUUGUUGGGCCUUUUUGGAGAGCUCAAGGAAAAGCAUGUGUGGGAUGCACCACUGUGGUUACCCUUUUUGACAACACUCUUGACUUUUGGAGCUUCCUCUCUUGGGAUUGCGUAUGGAGCACUUUCCACAAGUUUGGAUGCUGAAAAGGAAGGUUCUUUUCUUGGGGUGGAACAGCUUCAGAAAAAUUGGGUAGAGAUGUGGCAGGAGAAACAAGAGGAUGAAAACUAGGCAGCCUAAUCAAGGAGAAAUUAUUAGCUAGGUAGUCUCCGACCACCAUCACGUGUUUAUGGCCCCCACCAAUCUCUACAUGGCACACAUGACACGAGUUUUUCAAUUUAUAUGAAAGAAUUAAUAGCAUUGAAUUAUGUGUUAUGUGAUGAUUAGUUGAGAUUAUGAUGGUCCCCGAGGAUGUAGUAAUUCCUGCUUAAUAGUGAUAAUUUUGCAAAUGCCAAAUGGGUUCAUGAUGUUGCAUGAGAUAAAUUAGUUCUGUACAUCAACAUACCCAAGUGGUAAUUUUGCACCAUAUAAGAAGUCAGAACCAUAAUUAUUGUUGUAGUUGUUAUUAUAAGUGGUGAAAGAUUUGAGUAGUUUGUACUAGGUCUUAGGUUUAAACUUUGUUGCUAUCAUUGCAUAAAAGAAAAUUGCUCUUCUAAGUGAAAAUAGAUUGUAGUAUUGGUCUACCUUGCCAUACGACAAUUUUAUUCAAUAUUUGUAUGAUUUUCAUAGGAUGUUGAAAUCAGAGAUACAUAUUUAUGCUUACCAGAUGCAGAAUUUGUAAGAGUUACACUUUUCAUAAGAUAAAUGUGGAUAUAGUAUUAUGUUGAUCCGCAUGCCAAUGCCAAAAAGUUCAAUUUCUGUUUUGAUAACAGAACCUACUA